Molecule: messenger RNA, 3054 nt
Organism: Aspergillus homomorphus CBS 101889
Lineage: Eukaryota; Fungi; Ascomycota; Eurotiomycetes; Eurotiales; Aspergillaceae
Exons: 13
Coding region: 1-3054 (1017 amino acids)
Biological process (GO): rRNA processing; thiamine biosynthetic process
Cellular component (GO): cytoplasm; ribonucleoprotein complex; nucleus
Molecular function (GO): phosphomethylpyrimidine kinase activity; ATP binding; RNA binding
Source: RefSeq, a predicted model, not a curated record
AUGUCAGUCAAAAAGGUUCUGGUGAUUGCAGGAUCGGACAGCUCGGGUGGCGCGGGUCUAGAAGCAGAUCAAAGAGUGCUGGCUGCCCAUGGCGUCUAUGCACUGACCGCAACCACUGGUCUCACGGCCCAGAACACUCUGGGAGUGCAAGAUAUCUUCAUUAUUCCGUCUUCGUUUGUCAAGAAGCAGAUCAAUGCUGGCCUGGAAGAUGUCGGUGCCGAUGUGGUCAAAUUGGGAAUGCUCUCUUCUGCGGAGACAAUUGACGUUAUUGCCGAAGCUCUGGUCACUCACAAGAUCCCUGCGGUGGUGCUGGAUCCGGUCAUGGUAUCAACGAGUGGAUCGCAAUUGCUCCCCGAAGCCGCUGUACAAAAUCUGCGAUCGAAACUGCUACCUCUCACCACUGUUCUCACUCCGAAUAUCCCGGAGGCUCUGCUGCUCUUGAAGGACUCUGGCGUUGAGGUUUCCGAACCUAACGAUCUUGCUGGAAUGAUCCAGCUGGCCAAGCAGAUUUGUUCCAUGGGCCCCAAAGGAGUCCUGCUUAAGGGCGGCCAUCUGCCUCUCAGAAAGGAUCACAAGAUCGCGCAAAGUCCAGACAAUGCGUCCAAGGUCAUUGACAUACUCUACGAUGGUGAGGAAGUCACCCUGUUCGAAACCGACUUCCUCGUCUCGAAGAACACGCAUGGAACGGGCUGUUCCCUUGCCUCGGCCAUUGCGGCCAACCUGGCCCUGGGCAAGGAGCUGAAGCGGGCCGUGCAAAGCGCUGUCCGGUUCGUUGAGGCUGGGAUCAAGACCAGCUUUGACAUCGGCAAGGGAAGCGGGCCGAUCAACCACUUCCACUCGACGUAUACCCUGCCGUUUGCGCCCGGUCGCUUCAUAGAAUAUGCUCUGGAUCGCCCUGAUGUCCAGGAAGCGUGGGAGAAGUUCACGAAGCAUGAAUUCGUUCGGCAGAUCGGCGAUAGCACACUUCCUGUGGAGAGAUUCAAGGCGUAUCUCGUCCAAGACUAUCUGUACUUGUCUGCACAAAUUGUCCUACAUAUCCAGCGCGAAACCGCGUUACACCUAGAUUACUGUGCCUCCUUCGGGCUGACCAAGGAGGAAAUGGAGAAGACUCCGGAAACCAUCGCAUGCACUGCGUACAGUCGGUAUAUUCUCGAUGUCGGCCAGUCGGGAGACUGGCUAGCGCUACAGAUGGCCCUUGCGCCUUGCUUGAUCGGAUACGGAGCCAUCGCACAACGACUUUACACGGACAAGGAUUCGGUGCGGGAUGGCAACCGCUACUGGAAGUGGGUUGAGAACUACGUUGCCGACGACUACACCGAAGCAGUGCGUCUGGGGUCCGAACUUCUUGAAAAGCAUAUGCGAGAGGUCUCGCCCAGUCGGAUGGAGGAAUUGAUUAAGAUUUUCGUGCGGGCGACGGAGUUGGAGAUCAGAUUCUGGGACAUGGGUAAUGGUGGUUACGGCGGCGGCGGCGGCGGCGGCUACCAGGGUGGUGGUGGUGGUGGUGGUGGUGGUGGUGGCUACGGCGGUGGUGGUUACAGUGGAGGUGGUUAUGGCGGCGGUGGCUAUGGUGGUGGUCGCGGAGGCGCUGCUGGUGGUGACAGAAUGUCCAACCUCGGCGCCGGCUUGAAGAAGCAGGAAUGGGACAUGGAAGCGCUCCCCAAGUUUGAGAAGUCCUUCUACAAGGAGCACCCCGAUGUUGCUGCUCGCUCCCAGCGCGAUGUCGAUGAGUUCCGCAAGAGCAAGGAGAUGGCCGUCCAGGGCAAGAACGUCCCUCGUCCCGUCGAGACCUUCGACGAGGCUGGUUUCCCUCAGUACGUCCUGAGCGAGGUCAAGGCUCAGGGCUUCGACCGCCCCACCGCUAUUCAGUCCCAGGGUUGGCCCAUGGCUCUCUCGGGUCGUGAUGUUGUCGGUAUUGCUGAGACUGGUUCCGGAAAGACCCUCACCUACUGUCUUCCUGCUAUCGUUCACAUCAACGCCCAGCCUCUGCUCGCCCCCGGUGAUGGUCCCAUCGUUCUCAUCCUCGCCCCUACCCGUGAGUUGGCGGUUCAGAUCCAGGCCGAAAUCUCCAAGUUCGGCAAGUCGUCCCGUAUCCGCAACACCUGCGUCUACGGUGGUGUGCCCAAGGGCCCCCAGAUUCGUGACCUCAGCCGCGGUGUCGAGGUCUGCAUUGCCACUCCCGGUCGUCUGAUCGACAUGCUCGAGGCCGGUCGCACCAACCUUCGUCGUGUCACUUAUCUCGUUCUGGACGAGGCGGAUCGCAUGCUGGACAUGGGUUUCGAGCCUCAGAUCCGCAAGAUCAUCUCUCAGAUCCGUCCCGACCGUCAGACUUGCAUGUGGUCCGCCACGUGGCCCAAGGAGGUUCGCCAGCUUGCUUCCGACUUCCUCAACGACUAUAUCCAGGUCAACAUCGGUUCCAUGGAUCUGUCUGCCAACCACCGUAUCACUCAGAUCGUCGAGGUUGUUUCUGAGUUCGAGAAGCGCGAUCGCAUGAUCAAGCACCUCGAGAAGAUCAUGGAGACCCGUGGCAACAAGUGUCUGAUCUUCACUGGUACCAAGCGUAUCGCUGACGAGAUCACUCGCUUCCUUCGCCAGGACGGAUGGCCCGCCCUUUCGAUUCACGGCGACAAGCAACAGCAAGAAAGAGAUUGGGUUUUGAACGAAUUCAAGACGGGCAAGAGCCCAAUCAUGGUGGCUACCGACGUGGCUUCCCGUGGUAUUGAUGUUCGCGACAUUACCCAUGUGCUGAACUAUGACUACCCCAACAACUCGGAGGACUAUGUUCACCGUAUUGGUCGUACUGGUCGUGCCGGUAACAAGGGAACCGCUGUCACCUUCUUUACCACUGAAAACUCUAAGCAGGCUCGUGACUUGGUCACCAUCCUUACUGAGGCUAAGCAGCAGAUCGAUCCCCGUCUCGCCGAGAUGGUUCGCUACAGCGGCGGCGGCGGUCACCACGGUGGCCACGGACGCUGGGGUGGUGGCCGUGGCCGUGGCCGUGGUGGUAACUACACCGCGUCCAACGCUGCCCCCAUUGGCGGCAACCGUCGCUGGUAA